Molecule: messenger RNA, 2855 nt
Organism: Siniperca chuatsi (mandarin fish)
Lineage: Eukaryota; Metazoa; Chordata; Actinopteri; Centrarchiformes; Sinipercidae
Gene: pip5k1ba
Product: phosphatidylinositol-4-phosphate 5-kinase, type I, beta a
Exons: 12
Coding region: 62-1741 (559 amino acids)
Biological process (GO): phosphatidylinositol metabolic process
Molecular function (GO): phosphatidylinositol kinase activity
Source: RefSeq, a predicted model, not a curated record
CCUCACAGUUGGAGGAAGGACGUCCAAGCUUCCCUCUGAUCAAGUUCCCUCUGUCCAAAAGAUGUCAACCGCCACCGCUGAUAGUGCAGGAAGAGGAACUAAAACCUCUAAAGUGUCAAAGGAUCAUAAAAAGCCCACGGCAGCUGCCCUGAAAGGAGCCAUCCAGCUGGGCAUCGGUUACGCUGUGGGAAACCUUAGCUCUAAACCAGACAGAGAUGUUCUCAUGCAGGACUUCUCUGUUGUGGAGAGUGUUUUCCUGCCCAGUGAGGGCAGCAAUCUGACUCCAGCACAUCACUUCCCAGAUUUCCGUCUGAAAACGUAUGCACCGCUGGCCUUUCGCUACUUCAGAGAGCUGUUUGGCAUCAAACCAGACGACUAUCUGUACUCCAUCUGUAAUGAGCCUCUGAUCGAGUUGUCCAACCCCGGCGCCAGCAGUUCCUGGUUCUACCUCACCAGCGAUGAUGAGUUCAUCAUUAAGACGGUGCAGCAUAAAGAGGCUGAGUUCCUGCAGAAGCUGCUUCCUGGUUACUACAUGAAUCUGAAUCAGAACCCAAGGACUUUGCUGCCAAAGUUCUACGGCCUUUACUGCAUCCAGUGCGGUGGCGUCACUGUCCGUGUGGUGGUGAUGAACAACGUGCUGCCGCGUGCCAUCAAGAUGCACUACAAGUACGACCUGAAAGGUUCCUCGUACAAACGCCGCGCCUCACGCAAAGAGCGUGCCAAGCCCUCGCCUACGUUCAAAGACCUGGACUUUCAGGAGAUGCACGAGGGCCUGCACUUCGACCCGGACACCUACAAUGCCCUGAUGAAGACCCUACAGAGGGACUGUCGGGUCCUGGAGAGCUUUAAGAUCAUGGACUACAGUCUCCUGCUGGGGAUUCACGUUUUGGACCGGAAGCCGCUGUGCAGAGGAAGCCGAUGUGACAGCAGGAAAGGACAGAAAGUCCUCUACUCCACCGCCCUCGAGUCCAUCCAGGGGAAUGUGAAGGACCCCGAACCGGUGGCUGAUGAUGACACAUUGGGUGGAAUUCCUGCCAAACAUAAAGAUGAGAACCUUCUCAUCUUUUUAGGACUCAUCGACAUCCUUCAGUCCUACAGGCUCAUUAAGAAGGUGGAACACUCCUGGAAAGCUCUUGUACAUGAUGGGGUAUGUAACUUCACAUCCUGCCCCUUACCUGCAGGUUUUUAUGUCAAAUUACAUGCAUAUGUAUCUGCACAAGUGUACAGAAUGUGUGUGUGUGUGUGUGUGUGUGUGUGUGUGUGUGUGUGUGUGUGUGUGUGUGUGUGUAUGUGUGUGUAUCUGACAGCUUUCUCUGCUUUCCAGGACACGGUGUCAGUUCACAGGCCCGGUUUUUACGCGGACAGAUUUCUCAAAUUCAUGGGCUCGACUGUAUUUAAAAAGAUUCAUCCUUUAAGAGGAGCAUCUUCAAAGAGGAAGAGGAGUUCCUUCUAUGCGGGAAAGUCAGCCUCUCAGGAGUUUCUGUCCCCACAGAAGGAGGAGAAGAAGGAGGAGAAGAAGGCCCAAAGCAUGGACAACCUGGAUGGAAACUUUUACAGUUCCUCCAAGCAACCAGAUCUUCUGCCAAGAUCUGCUGUUUCUUUCCAGUCCACCAGAAAUGAUGAAGAGGACCUUGAAAACAGUGAAGGCCGACGAGCCUCCAGUUCAACAAUCGCUCUGGAUGAUCCUCUGCCGUCUCUCAGCAGGAGCCAGUCAGACUCUGAAAUGGACGUCUACUUGUGAGGAAAACUGAGUGAUGGCUCCUCUCCAGCCACCUGUACUUCUGACCUUUGACCUCCCGGUCCCACAGCGUCGAAACAUCAGGACCUCCCAACGGUGUAAAUGUAACAAAAACUACAAGCAGUAACAUGUUCAUGUCAGUUUCUCCACUGUCAGCAUCACUCUCUGCGUCUGUGACUUUCUUUUCUUUGAGUCAAACUUAGUGUGCCAAAUCACUGGUUCUUUUGUAGAAAUCCCAUUAUUACCAGAUAGGGAUACAGUCUGUGUUUAUGUGUGAUAAGUUCACUGAACCACUGUGUUAAUAUAUAAAACACUAUGAAGCUGCUUCUUCUCUUGUUAUUGUACACUUUGCUGCUAAUUUAACAACAGUGCUAACAAAAGAAUUGAGUUUCAUUUUGACCUCUCCUCUUGGAUGUCUGAUUUUCUGUGCAGAUGUUCAAAUUUCUCAGCGGCUGGAUCCCUGAGGACAUAAACUGUCUUGUAACUUAAUCAGCUACAGGAAAAAAAAAAUUUGUCUGUUAUUAUUUUCAAAUCAUAUAAUUAUACAGAUCAUUCUGGUUUCAGGAAUCUGAAUGAAAAAUGCCAAUUCAUCUGUUGAGAUAUUUCAAUAUAAAUACAGUGUGUUAUAUAAUUCUAAACAUUAUGUAUAACUGAUUUUAAAAUCUCAAUUUGAUAAAACAAUAUAUCGAUAUUAUGCUGCACAAUAAUUUAUGUAUUCUAUAUCCUCUGUGUAUUUCCCUUUUCAAACAAAAAAGUAUUUGCGUGUUUCUUGUUAUAGCAAGAUGCUUUUUAUGUAUAUUUUUUCUCAUCAUUACUACAGUAAUACGCUGCCAACAGUUUUCAGCCCUUGAUCUUUCAUGCAUCCCUGUGUCAUUUCUCUAAAGAAUGUACAUUUCAUCUUUACUGGGAUUUAUUAAAACUAGUUCCUGUUGUUAUAAACUGUUUUGAAUCCUGGAGGUAAAUAAUGAUAAUAGGUUGUCAACUUUCUUCUUUUCGUCCACAUGCCUUACAAAGUUUAAAAAUCUGUGCUUUCAUGUGAUUUCUAGGCCUACAACUGUAUUAUAGCAAUACUUUGAACUUGUAUCUGUGAAAUAAAUUUAUAUUUAAUGUUCUUAAA